AUGCCGUCUUUCAGUCUUUCUCUCCUUCUCCCACUCCUGGUUGCCUCACCCACCCUCUCCUCCGUUUUUCCACGCCAAUAUAACACCACCUCACAGACACCUCCAACAGCUCAAACCAAGAACGGCACCUACGUAGGCCGCUACGCCUCAAGAUGGAACACCGACUACUUCCUCGGCAUGCCCUACGCCCAACCGCCUGUUGGUGACCUACGCUUCCACACGCCCAUGCCGUUGGAGACGUACUGGAAUGGAUCGAGGAACGCAACGGAGUACGGACCUGAGUGCUUCGGGUAUGGGCGUGACACAUGGAGCCAAGGAAACUAUGUCAGUGAAGACUGUUUGACGUUGAAUGUAGUGCGCAGUCGAGGGAGUGGAGACAGGUUGCCGGUGCUGGUCUGGAUCCACGGCGGAGGUCUGGUCAUGGGCGGCAGCGCAGACCAUCGAUACAACCAGACGUUCAUGGUGCAGCAAUCUGCCGAAGCGGGUAUGCCGAUUGUGGCUGUGAGCAUCAACUACCGCCUGUCGUCCUGGGGCUUCUUAUACGGCAAAGAGAUCCAGGACUCCGGCAAUACCAUGAAUGGCCUCCGUGAUCAGCGGCUUGCUCUGCAGUGGGUACAGGACAACAUCGCAGCAUUCGGCGGUGAUCCGGGUCGUGUCACCAUUCAAGGCGAGAGCUCUGGAGGAACGUCGGUCGGCGCACAACUGCUUGCGUACGACGGUAGAGACGACGGGCUCUUCAGUGGCGCAAUUGCUGAGAGUGGCAAUCCAGUGGGACUCAACCCAUAUCCGACUGUCGAAGACUGGGCACCGGUGAUUGCAAACAUCUCCCGCGAGACGGGGUGCUCCAACGCCACCAAUCUUCUGACGUGCCUUCGCGCUGUUCCAACGGAGAAGAUGAACGACGUAAUCAACUCAACAGCCACCUCCGGCGCAGCAUAUGGUCCUGUCAUCGACGGCGAUUUCAUAGUCGAUGAUGCAGCAACUCAACUCCAACAGGGCAGAUUCGUUUCCGUACCAUAUCUCCUCGGCUGCAAUAGCGACGAAGGCACGGGCUUCGGGCCGCAGCAGAUCAACUCAACGCAAGAAGUGCUGGAUGUUCUCCAAGAAGAAGAGGGUUUCGACAUGGCCACGGCACAAGACCUGGCGAUUCUUUACCCGGACAUUCCUGAGAUUGGCGUUCCUGCCAGCUACCCAGGACGACCGAAUGGCACCUUUGGCUCGCGGUACAAGAGGACCAGCGCAAUGUUCGGCGACUUCAGCAUGCAUGGGCCGAGGAGGUGGACGGCGAUGCAGUGGGUGAAGAAUGGUGCCCAGGCUUACACCUAUCGUUUCAACGUCGUGGUGAACGGCGUCCCAUGGACAUCUGGUGCGGUGCAUUUCCAGGAAGUGGCUUUUGUCUUCUACAACACCAUGGGACUGGGCUACCCACAGAACGGCAAUCCGAACCCUCUCGGAGGUCCCCAGCGGGAGAAGUACUUGGAAGUCUCCAAGCUGAUGUCGAGGAUGUGGAUCAGCUUCGUGAACUUCGGGAACCCAAACAAGCAGCUCGGAGUCGAGGCAGAGACAUGGCCAGCAUACUCACAACAACAGCCGCAGAACUUCGUGUUCGAGCAGAACAUCACGUCCCACGCGGAACCGGACUACUAUCGAGCCGAAGGCAUCCACUACAUCGGCGAGUUGAUCGCCGCACGACAUGGGAGGAACUGUUCUGGGCUUGAGGCGUGCGGAUAUAACAACACUGAUUGA
This is a messenger RNA of Saxophila tyrrhenica, 1746 nucleotides long. RefSeq lists its product as uncharacterized. The coding region runs from base 1 to 1746 and encodes 581 amino acids. The record is from RefSeq and is a predicted model, not a curated record. Lineage: Eukaryota; Fungi; Ascomycota; Dothideomycetes; Mycosphaerellales; Extremaceae. The transcript has 4 exons.